This is a messenger RNA of Acromyrmex echinatior (Panamanian leafcutter ant), 5150 nucleotides long. Its product is annotated as ATP-binding cassette subfamily G member 4. Gene Ontology annotation, cellular component: plasma membrane. Gene Ontology annotation, molecular function: ATP hydrolysis activity; ABC-type transporter activity; ATP binding. NCBI's taxonomy places the organism in Eukaryota, Metazoa, Arthropoda, Insecta, Hymenoptera, Formicidae. Gene Ontology annotation, biological process: transmembrane transport. The record is from RefSeq and is a predicted model, not a curated record.
CUUUUUAGCUCAGUUCAGUUCGAGUCGUCGCGGGCGGUGGUUGCAUCACAAGGUGUAAAGCACCGCUCGCUCGUCUCUCAUCGGUUCCCCACCGUACCGGUUACUUCCUGCCGCGAGUCUUUAUUAUCGGAGCGUAUCCGGUGAGAUUUUAAAAACCGCGAUAUAUCGCGUAUGCUCGGGAGUGCGUCGCGACACGUGCAACCGUACGGAUCGAGUGAAUUACGUCUGUCAUUCUUGAUCGUCUCAUUCACAUUCGUUGUACUCGUGAUCGCUCUGUGUUAAAUCUGGAGAUGCGCUUCGUUGCAUCUCAAGGCUAAUUUCGAUAUCCGCGGAGAGGUUUCUUCAACGACGGCAAAAGGAAACGUCGCGAAGUUGAGCAAUGUUGUGAAAAAUCGACGAUUACGGAAUUUUUUCGCAUGUUACCUUCACGAAAAGUGAUUCGAUCUCGAAACAUUGCGAAGGAAAAACGCGCGCGGUUGAUCGAAGGAUCAGCGAUCGGCAUUUAGAAGAAAAGGACGGAAUAUCUCGUCUAAAAGAUGAAGCAUGAGGGAAAUUGUUCAACGGCGGAGGAUUCCAAUGGAAUUUUGUUGCAACCUAGGAAGAACUCGGCGGUGCGGCUGCAGAUCGUGCCGAUGCAACCAAAGACGAUCACGCAUUUGCCGAAAAGACCACCGGUCGACCUGGCAUUCACCGAUCUUACAUAUAAGGUCCGAGAAGGCCGCAAAAAUAAUUCGAAAACAAUCCUCAAAUCCGUCAGCGGCAGACUGCGCUCCAGCGAGCUAACGGCUAUUAUGGGUCCUUCAGGCGCUGGAAAGUCAACGCUCUUAAAUAUCCUCACCGGAUACAAGAUGUCAAGUGCAGAAGGCAGCAUCACGAUAAAUGGCCAGGAAAGAAACCUCAGUGCCUUCAGGAAACUCUCCUGCUACAUCAUGCAGGAUAAUCAACUUCAUAUGAAUCUAACGGUAGCGGAAGCUAUGAAGGUUGCAGCGAGUCUUAAACUCGGCUCACACGUUAGUCAAGCAGAGAAAGAAGAAGUGAUCCAGGAAAUCCUUGAAACUCUCGGCUUGUCUGAGCAUCGCCGUACUAUGACCUCGAACCUGAGUGGCGGUCAAAAGAAAAGGCUCUCCAUCGCUCUAGAGUUAGUGAAUAAUCCUCCUAUAAUGUUUUUCGAUGAACCAACUAGCGGUCUGGACUCCUCAUCCUGUUUUCAAUGCAUCUCGUUGCUGAAAACUUUGGCACGUGGCGGCAGAACGAUAAUUUGUACAAUUCAUCAGCCUAGUGCAAGACUUUUCGAGAUGUUCGAUGCUCUCUAUACGUUAGCCGAAGGUCAAUGCGUUUAUCAAGGUUCUACAUCACAGUUGGUGCCUUUCCUAAGAUCAAUUGGCCUCAAUUGUCCGAGUUAUCACAACCCAGCAUCAUUUAUCAUUGAAGUGUCGUGCGGCGAAUAUGGUGACAAUAUCAAGAAUUUAAUUAACGCGAUAAACAACGGCAAGUACGAUAUACGUGAAGGACAUCCAUUCUCCGAGACGAAAGAGGGAAUGAACAAUUGCACUGCUGCGACGGGUAUAUUGAAGAACAGCGAUAAUUUGGACAAAGCAAAGAUCAAAGACAAAAACGAUAUCAGUAAUCUGCAGGAAAAGUUCCCGGAGGAGAAAAACGAAAUUAAUAACGGAAAACUCAUUCAUGAUUACACUACAAACGACAUUGCUAAGCAAGCAUUAGAUGUGACAAUACCAAUAGAUUCGGAUAAGAAGGACAAUGCUAACAUAGCUCUGCUCGAUGAAUCAAUCGUAGUCACACCUGAGAGAUAUCCCAUAUCCGAGUUCAAGCAAUUUUACAUCAUUCUGAAGCGCGCCCUACUUUUCAGUCGUAGAGAUUGGACUCUCAUGUAUCUCCGACUUUUCGCUCACAUUCUAGUAGCAGGGCUAAUCAGCGCACUGUAUUACGAUAUCGGAAACGAUGGCGCCAAAGUACUUAGUAAUCUGGGUUUCUUGUUCUUCAACAUGUUGUUCCUGAUGUAUACUUCCAUGACAAUCACAAUUCUGUCCUUUCCGUUAGAACUGCCUGUACUUUUGAAAGAAAACUUCAACAGAUGGUACUCUCUAAAGUCGUAUUAUUUGGCGAUUACCAUUUCGGAUCUACCGUUUCAGACGGUAUUUUGUAUAUUGUACGUCACUGUUGUGUACUUCCUUACGAGUCAGCCAGCGGAUAUAACGCGAUUCUCCAUGUUCUUGGGCACUUGUUUAUUGAUAUCUUUUGUUGCUCAAUCAGUGGGUCUCAUGGUAGGUGCGGCGAUGAACGUGCAAAACGGCGUGUUCCUCGCGCCGGUGAUGUCGGUGCCUUUUCUUCUCUUCUCAGGAUUCUUCGUCAGCUUCGACGCGAUUCCGGUCUAUCUACGAUGGAUCACAUAUCUCAGUUACAUCAGAUACGGUUUUGAAGGAACUGCUUUGACCAUUUACGGCUUCGGCCGAGAGAAACUAAAAUGUUUCCAGGUAUACUGCCACUUCAAGGAUCCAGAGACGACUUUGGAAGAAUUGGACAUGCUUAACGCUGACUUUACUUUGGAUAUUCUCGCUCUCCUGCUCAUCUUUGUCGUGCUGCGAAUUGCCGCGUAUCUCUUCCUGCGUUGGAAGAUUAAGACCGCCCGAUAAACCAUCAAUAUGUAUAAACGUUGUAAAAUCAGAUGUGGUUACAAGUUAUGCUAGUUAAUACAAGUGUUAUUAUCUGUCGCGUAGAACCUCGCAGGCAAAAAUGGAUGCAUUUUUCAUAAUCUCGUAAAUUAUAUUUUAAAAUGGCGAUACGAAGACUCGGUUCCAGCAUCUCGCGACAAUAACAAUCAAUAACAAUCAUAUAAGGAACUUUACGCGAACAAUGGAUUCUCGCGACUUCUCGGUGAGAACUCUCGCGAAAAUAAUAUUCAUUGUCGAAGAGGCAUUAAUACAUUUCGAAAGUAUUACGAAGUAUCUACUUUUUGUCACAUUUUAGAGUUGCUAAAGUUUAGUUGAUAAUAAGACCAAUACUAAUGUAACUUAUUUAUAUCCUUAAUUUAAUAACGACGACGGCUGGUAGUUACGAUUGCAACAUUUGUGCAGGGUACUAUUCUAUACUAUAUAUAUAUAUGUGCACGUAUACAUAUACAGGGUGUCCGCAAAGCUCAUAUAUAGCGGGCUAAACAGAGGACUUUUCAAUUCAGUUUAAUCCGCUGUAUUUACAUGAGCGCUUUGUUAAAACUUAUCGAACACCGUGUAUAUUUGAAAUAUACUAUAUCUUCCCCUUUUUACUAUGUCAGUACUCUCUAAAUCUUUUAGAAUGAAUCUCACUCUGAAUUGUGAAAUCUCAAUUUCAAAAAUUGAAAAUCAUCCUUUCAAGAUUUUUUUUUCAAGAAUAAGAUUCCACUCCAAAGAAUUUAGAGAGUAUGUAUAUUUUCGUUAGAACACAAUCAAGCAUUGAUCUUGAAUUUAUGGUCAAAUUUAAGCAUUAAAUUCAAGCAUAAAAUCAGCGUGAUCAUGCAGUGACUUAAGAUAUUAUCAAUUAUUUGGAAUAUAUGCCAAAAACUGGAACUGUUUUGAAUAUCAGUCAAAACAAAAUAAUAUUUAAAAUAUAUAAUCUUGAACGUAUAAAUCUUUUAAGAAUACAUCUUUUUUUUAACACUUUAUCUCAUUUCGGACAAAACAGUCUUAUUUAAAAAAAAAACACACAUCCAGAUUUUCAAACAUUUAAAAUGAAAGAUUUGUUAGAAGUUCAAAAGUUUCAAAACUUUCAAGAGUCUUCUCAAACUUUCAAAAAUCUUUCAGUUUCGUACAAUAUUUAAAGAAAUUCAAAGCAAUUUUUUUAAACACUUUAAUCAUUUGAAAAAAGAAGAAUUCAAAUGCUUAUUACUAAAUUGUGCGGCUAAACGAAGGUAAAACGAAAAGAUCAACUCGUACGUGUUCCUCAAGAGCGUCUUAUUAAUUGCCCUCAAUUGUGCCUAAUCUGUGUGAACAAACAUGCCUUAAUCAAUGAUGUUUCACGAACAACCAUUCUAUUUUAUCCAAUGGCUGUGAGCUUCAUGAUGCAAAGAAAAAGAAGAAAGGGUUAAGGAAGAUCAAAUGUGAAUAAUUGUGUUCUUAAAAUUAAGGUCGGAUGAAACGACGAACGUCUGAAAUGAUUUAUAAGCGCAUGAAUUUAUAUACAUAUAUAUAUCUUGCCAGAUUAAGUUCACACAUUGAAGGUCAAAUGUUUUUGAUGCUUUACAAGAGAAAGACGGUUCUAUCGAGCUGUCAAAAUGAGUGUUUACGCACGUUUAAAAGCUUGCGAAUUUCGCAGUCAUAUUCCUAAGCAGAACAACAAGUCACGAUAACAUCAAGUCAAAAUGACAUUAAAAUAAAUCGAAUACAUAAUUAAAACGUGAUUUUUAAUCAUUUUAAUGUCAUUUUAAUGACUUGUAUUUUGCUUAGGUUUCGAUGUUGAAGAUAAUAGCGUGCAAAUGUACAUAAAGAUAUUUUUUAGAUAACUUAGAACAAAUAAUGGCAAAUAAAUUCUUUCUACGUUACUCUGUAUCUGUAUCAGUGCUCAAAAACUGAUGCAAAAAACAAAUUUUUAUACAUUUUUGAAAACAAAUUAAAUUAUUAAGUUAAUUUGUUGUAUAUGAAUUGUUACUCAAGAGGUUUUUUCAUAUACAGUAAGUAUAUGUUUCAUAUACAUGUAAGAUUACAAACAAGCGUGAGUUAAUUUUUCUAGUGUUAAAUCGUUAAGUGGUAGAAAUAAAACUUCUAAAAACGGGAAAGGAAAAUAACAAUUUAAGAUGACUCUAUGUCGUUGUAAAUUAAUAUAUUAAAAUUCUUAUUUGUAUUAUAUAUUUUCUUAUAACUCACCAAAGUUAAGGAUUUGAAUCGACGAUUUACAAAUAUGAAUACGUAUUAAUGCGAUUGCGACGCUCAAAUGGAUAAAGCAGUCCUUACGAUAUAAGUACAUGUAUAUUUUUACUUAUUGUUAAAUGAAACGAACAAUAAUCAAUUGAUAACAUAAUUGAUUGUUAGUAUAAAUAUACUUUUGUAAAAGAAGAUGCGUCGAGAUGUACAUGUAUCUAUAAUUAUGCCGAAUUGGCAUAAUCCUUACUGUAGUUUACGCUGUACAAUACGAAUAAAAUAUGCUUUUUGUAAUACGAUAAA